Molecule: messenger RNA, 1227 nt
Organism: Candidozyma haemuli
Lineage: Eukaryota; Fungi; Ascomycota; Pichiomycetes; Serinales; Metschnikowiaceae
Gene: DAC1
Product: Dac1p
Exons: 1
Coding region: 1-1227 (408 amino acids)
Biological process (GO): N-acetylglucosamine catabolic process
Molecular function (GO): N-acetylglucosamine-6-phosphate deacetylase activity
Source: RefSeq, a predicted model, not a curated record
AUGUUACUACAAUUCACCAACUGCCAUCUUUGCGACCACGGCAUCAUCACUCACAAUACCGAUCUCUUUGUCGAUACUGAGACUGGUAAGAUUGUUGCACCUCCAAAGAGCAAGAAGGUUCUGGUUCAAAAGGUCGACCUUGAGGGCCAGAUCUUGGCUCCUGGCUACAUUGACAUUCAGAACAACGGUAUCUAUGGCUUGAACUUCAGCAACCUUAAAGAGGACUCUACUGGCGAAGAUAUCGCACGCUUUAAGGCUUUCUACAGAGAUGCCAUGUCCAAGUACAUGAGAACUGGUGUCACUGCCAUGUGUCCUACCGUCACAUCUAACUUCCCAGCCACCUACGAGAAGGUCUUGCCAGUUUACAAGAAGACGAGAUCUCAGAGCAUGUGUGACUCGCUUGGUGCUCACUGUGAGGGUCCAUUCAUCAGUACUGCCAAAAAGGGUUGUCACCCAGUGGAAACCUUCACCGAUGCUACCAAGGAAGGUGGUUUGGCUAGAGUCUACGGUCAAGAAAACUUAUUAGAAAACGUUGCCAUUGUGACUGCUGCUCCAGAGAUUCCAGGUGUCUUGGACUCCAUUCCAGAACUUACUGAGAACGACGUCAUCUUCUCUGUGGGCCACACUUCUUCUGACUACAAGACCAGUUUGGAAGCUGUCCACAGAGGUGCCACCAUGAUCACCCACUUAUACAAUGCCAUGCCCCAGCCUCACCACAGAGACGUUGGUGUGGUUGGUCUUGUCACCUCCCCAUCUACUGGUAUGGACAGUCCAUACUUCGGCAUCAUCUGUGACGGUGUCCAUGUUGCACCAUCCAUGUGUGUUUUGGCUUAUAGAGCCAACCCAGACAAGUGUGUCCUUACGACGGAUGCCAUGCAUUUGAUUGGCUUGCCUGAUGGUACCUACAAGUGGGACGAGCAAAAGAUCGUCAAGCAAGGCCCAAGACUUUACUUGGAAGGCACCACCACGUUGGCCGGUGCUGCUACUACUCUCGCCGAGUGUGUGAGAAACUUGGUCCAGUGGGCCAAUGUGUCCUUGGCGCAGGCAGUCAAGACCGUCACCAACAACGCUGCUGACUCGCUUAAUGUGUCCAACGAGAAGGGCUACUUGAAGGUUGGCUGCGACGCCGACUUGGUUGUCUUGGACAACGACGGUUACAUCAAGACCGUUUACAAGUGUGGUCAAGCUGUUCCCUCUAUUGAUGAGCGUGUUUCAGCUUCCCUCUAA